Messenger RNA from Diachasmimorpha longicaudata, 944 nucleotides. It is a transcript of the gene crcp, whose product is annotated as DNA-directed RNA polymerase III subunit RPC9. Gene Ontology annotation, molecular function: nucleotide binding. NCBI's taxonomy places the organism in Eukaryota, Metazoa, Arthropoda, Insecta, Hymenoptera, Braconidae. The coding region runs from base 241 to 636 and encodes 131 amino acids. Gene Ontology annotation, biological process: transcription initiation at RNA polymerase III promoter. The transcript is spliced from 3 exons. The record is from RefSeq and is a predicted model, not a curated record. Gene Ontology annotation, cellular component: RNA polymerase III complex.
GGCCGUAGAAACUACGCGGGAAGUGUUCAAACCAACGAAAAUAAACCACCGAAAAUACGUCGCUGCAUGAGGAUGAGAAGCAUGGGUUGAGAUUUUUAAAAACAAAUAUGAUAGAAAUUCUAACCUGAAAAUAGCAUUUCAAAUGUUCUUAAGCCAUAGAAUCAGUGUAAAUAAUUUUCCUGGUAGGCUAAUUGGUUCGGUUUAGGCUUAUUUCAUUUUUUGAUCGAUCGUUCGGGGAAAAUGGAGGUGUUAAAGGAGAACUCAGCUUACCUCAGUAAUUUCGAGGUUCUUGACAUCCUCAAACAGAUAAAAGGGAAUAAAAAACACAAGUCGAGGAAUCAACUGGCAACGAUUACGUACCAGACUGUCAGAUACCUGGAGGACACCCCCUGCAAGAAACAGAAUCCCGAGAAGAUCCAGGAGUUCUUAAAAGCGGUAGAGGGAUUCAAGUUAACAAAAUGUGAAAAAUUAACUCUCAUCAAUCUGUGCCCCAAGACUGCGAUAGAAAUUCAAUUGAUCAUAGAGGAGAGUGAAGAUCGUCUAUCAGAGGAGCAAGUAGAGGCCCUGCUCCAGGUGAUCUCAACUUAUCUAGACGAGCCCGAGGAGGUGGAGGAAGAGCCAGGAGAGGCAGAAUAGAAAAUUGAAUUUAUUUACAUCUUAUUACGAGCGAAAAAAAAUUAUAUUCCUUUACAUCGAGGGAUUUUCACCAUAAAUAUUGUGCGAGCAGUUUAGCCAAUCGAUUGAUUAUCUCUUCUGAUCCCCCAGAUCGUCUAUCGAGUCCUCGUCGAUCUGAAAACAAAAAUCGGAAAACAAUCUUAUACCAUCAGAGUAUUUUGUUGAACAUUAAAACUGUGGGUGAAAUACUGUAAUUAAUUAAAUCACUGUUUUAAUCCUUUACACACUCAUCUAUUCUAUUUUAUUUUUAAUAAAUUUUUGUUUUGUAA